CUGACAGUAAGCACCACGCAAUGAGCAAAUUAUUAAGCUUGUCCUCCAUCUUUCCUUCCGUAUCAGUAAUGCGUCUCUAUUGCAAUCUGUCAGGUUCGCUUUUUCGCCCGUAUCCCUGAGUGAAGUUACCUCGUUGUCUGUAGGGAGUUGUUCCAAGUUCCGCUCCUCCCAUUUUGGCUCAUUGCUAUCCCAGUCGCGAAGCUUAUUUAAAGUGCUGCCCCUCCCGACUCCAAGUCCGCGCUCCCCCCAUUCCCGCGAUCCACGAACACCUCACUUACUACUAUUGUUGCACGUUUCCACACAACUGCCCCGCACCGCAUCGCAUACCAUUGUCGCAACUUGCACUUCGAUAAACUGUCAUCUGAACACUGAUAUUACCAACCCAACAAACCCGUCAAAAAUGUCCGGCUCCUACACCUACAAGUUCGAUGUCACCAUGACCUGCGGGGGCUGCUCCGGCGCCGUUGACCGCGUCCUCAAGAGACUUAAAGAGAACGAAUCAAACAUCGUAUCCUACACCGUCCUCCUCGAUGAAAAGAGCGCCAACGUCACCGUCGAUGACGAGUCCCCUGCCCUUUACGAAAAGAUCCUCCGAACAAUCAAGAAGACUGGCAAGGGUGUCAACUCCUGCGUGGAAUUGGACAGCAAUGGGAACAAGAUUCGUGACGUGGAUGUUGUGCUUAAGGACGAGUAAGGGCAUGCAGGCAAGGACGAUAUACACACAUCAUAUGGGGAAGACAUUGGGGGCAACACCACGCCCAAUAUGGUGAUCGGAAGAACAUAGAAUAUGAAUUAGAACAAGGGAAAGCAGGCGGUGGAGGAAUUGUAUAAGGCAUACGAAUGAAUUCGGGCGGCUGAAUUGCGCAUGGCUUGGUUUAGAAUAUACCUUUUUGAUUUACAAUAAAGCUGUUUGUUUUAACGGAUAACUACUGAGAUUUGUCCAUCUCG
Messenger RNA from Neurospora crassa OR74A, 948 nucleotides. RefSeq lists its product as hypothetical. Gene Ontology annotation, molecular function: metal ion binding; copper chaperone activity. The coding region runs from base 401 to 694 and encodes 97 amino acids. The transcript has 2 exons. Lineage: Eukaryota; Fungi; Ascomycota; Sordariomycetes; Sordariales; Sordariaceae. Gene Ontology annotation, cellular component: cytosol. Gene Ontology annotation, biological process: copper ion transport. The record is from RefSeq and is a predicted model, not a curated record.